AUGCCACGACAGCCCAAGAAAACCGAAACGCAGCAAGCCUAUAUCAUGGUCUUAGAAGAAAGAAUAGAGAAAUUGGAGGCUUACAUUCGAAAAAUGCAUCCAGGAGAGGAUAUUGACCAUAUACUCAGCAUCCCGCCCGAUAAAAUUGCCCAAGUUCCUUCCAUUCCUAACCUUGCAUCUGUUUCCAGCACUGAAACAAAUCUCAGUUCCUUUGCCUUUUCCGACCUCAAAUAUGCUAUCCCUGUAUCCAUUUCUUCGGACACGACCCCUCCUCCUUUGGUAGAGAAUGAUUCAGAGAUACUAGAAGCGGAUGAUUUGGCUCAUGUAGCUCUUGCUGAACACCUUGGUCGGCUCUCUUUAAGCGCAGUUGACGAUCGAUUCUUCGGUCAAGCCAGCGCAUUCAUGUUUGCCAAAGAUGCAGCAAACGUGAAAAGUUCAAUCACUGGCGAAUCCUCUGCGCCGGAUAUUAGAAAUUAUAGGCGUCCGCUUUUCUGGGACAUGAGACCGUGGGAACUGACUUUCGCUACAUCACCGGAGACUUCUUACGUUUAUCCUGAGGAUGAUUUACUUCAAUCUCUUAUUUCACUGUACUUCGACAAAGUGAAUUGUGUACUUCCUGUCCUUCACCAACCAACGUUUAUGAAGUCGUUAUCAAUUGGCCAACACCACUGGGACCCAUCCUUUGGAAUGAUUGUUCUUCUAGUUUGCGCUAUUGGAUCACGAUAUUCUCACGACCAUCGAGUUACGGUCCCAAAUGAUGCAUCUGGUCUAUCUUCCGGAUGGCAUUAUUUUUGCCAAGUCCCUAUCCACCGAAAGAUUAUGCUUUACAAGGCGAACAUUCACGAUCUACAAUACUAUUGCCUUGCUCCAUUGUACCUCGUUGGAACCUCUAUGCCUCAUGCUGCGUGGAAUAUCUUGGGUAUUGGCAUAAGAUACGCGUUAGAAAAGGGCGCACAUCGCCGAAAAGGCCAAAAUCAGAAGCCUACUGUUGAAGAUGAGCUCCGAAAGCGCGCCUUUUGGUGUAUGAUUUGUUUAGAUCGUUUAAUUAAUUCAUUCGUUGGUCGACAAUGUGGACUUCCACAUGAAGCUUUUGACGUUGAGUACCCCAUAGAUUGUGAUGACGAAUAUUGGGAGACAGAAGACCCGGAACAAGCUUUCAAGCAACCAACGGGAAAGCCCUCUAUGAUAACAGGUUUCAUAUGUUUUAUCAAACUCUGCGAAAUCCUUGGUUUUGCGUUGAGGACAUUGUACACUACCAAAAAGUCUAAACUCCUCUCGGGCUUCAUUGGAAGUGAGUGGGAGGGGCGUAUGGUUGCAGAACUCGACUCGGCUAUGAAUGGGUGGAAAGAUUCACUUCCUCCUCAUCUGCGGUGGGAUCCUAAUACCCAAAAUCCAGCUUUCUUUUCCCAAUCCGUCAACCUGAAUUCCACCUUCUUCUACGUACAGAUACAAAUUCAUCGACCUUUUCUAACCAAGAAAUCACCAUUAUCAUUUCCGUCUCUAGCUAUGUGUACCAACGCUGCAAGAUCAUGUACUCAUGUCUUGGAAGCAGGAAUGACUAGGGGCCUUUGUAUCCUUCCAAACACAAUGACCGCUGCUUUCACAGCUGGCAUCAUCAUCGCUCUCGGUCUAUGGAGUGGACAACGCUCUGGUUAUAUUAGUGACCCCGAGAAAGAAAGGCAAAGUCUCCAGAAAUGUUUGAAUGUCCUCGAAUAUGCUGAAAAACGGGACAUGCUGCGAGAAGUCAGCGCUAUCCAGGAGUAUCACCCAACUGAUAUCAGUAAGCGUCGACACGAUUCUAUUGAGGGGUCACCCGAGUCUGAGGCUACGACGCUCCAUCAAUCUUUGGAGGCCACUUUGCCGUCUUCAGUUGUCACUGAGCCAGUAAACGAAUCAACCCUCCGAAAAUUAUUGCUUACAGAAAUGGGCUACGUAUUCGGAGAUCCCAAUGAAAUCUUGUUAGGUACUACCGAAAGCUGCGCUCAAUCCAACCAGGAUUUCAUGUCAAGUAGUUCACAAAGCCCGCCAUCUCAGUCGAACGAAUUGCCGUCUGUGAACGACAUGUUUGCAUUAUGGUCAGAUAUUCCAACUGCAUUCAGCUGCUUCGAAGAAUGGGAUGCGUAUCUUUCUAGUGUAGGCCAAUCUUAA
This is a messenger RNA of Psilocybe cubensis, 2148 nucleotides long. Its product is annotated as putative transcriptional regulatory protein. Gene Ontology annotation, biological process: DNA-templated transcription. Bases 1 to 2148 code for a protein of 715 amino acids. The transcript is spliced from 13 exons. The record is from RefSeq and is a predicted model, not a curated record. Lineage: Eukaryota; Fungi; Basidiomycota; Agaricomycetes; Agaricales; Agrocybaceae. Gene Ontology annotation, molecular function: zinc ion binding; DNA binding.